This is a messenger RNA of Rhipicephalus microplus (southern cattle tick), 11976 nucleotides long. RefSeq names its product MyTH4 and RhoGAP_KIAA1688 domain-containing protein RhoGAP93B. NCBI's taxonomy places the organism in Eukaryota, Metazoa, Arthropoda, Arachnida, Ixodida, Ixodidae. The record is from RefSeq and is a predicted model, not a curated record. Gene Ontology annotation, cellular component: cytoskeleton; cytoplasm. Gene Ontology annotation, molecular function: GTPase activator activity; protein binding. Gene Ontology annotation, biological process: signal transduction.
GAUGGCGGGUUCGGUGCGGCGCUUCGACGUGCUUGGAGACGAUUUUGCCAAAGUUUAAUGCUCGUCUCGCUACCUUUGGUCCUGGUUCGACCAUGGCCAACGAAAAGGUGGAAUGGGUGGAAAUCAUCGAACCCCGCACCAAGGAGCACAUGUACGCCAACCUGACGACGGGCGAGUGCGUCUGGGAUCCACCCAUAGGCGUCAAGAUCAAGCUGACCGAUGACAACCAGUGGUGGGAGCUGUUUGACCAGAACACGUCGCGCUUCUACUACUACAACGCCAGCAGCCAACUGACCGUCUGGCACCGGCCAAAGAACUGCGAUAUAAUCCCCCUAGCCAAGCUACAGACGUUGAAAGAGAGCACAGAGCUCGAAGAGCAGAUCUUGAGGUCACCGGUUAGAAAAGAGUCCGUGGGAACGCAGACCAGAGUACGAGAGGAACCGACAACAUGCACCGUCUCCACGCAGACAAGUCCAGCCCCGUCUCCACGGCAACACCGCAAGCGGGAAGCGUUGCGGUGUGGUGCGCAGCUGCCGCUGCACCACUACAUCCUGGAGCAGGCCAAACUGCUCGGCUAUCGGCUAGACCUGUUCGAGGAUGGCUCCUCGUCGUCGGCUUCCUCGGCGGCCGGCGACUGGGGCCACGACAACGACGACGAAGAAGAUUUUGCCGACGACGAGGCCAUGAGUGCGCCAUCCUCACCGUCAUCCUCGCAGGACGAGGGAGACGGCCACGAUACGGUGGCGGGUCGCUUCUCUGCCGAGAGUGAUAACGGCAGCUGGACGUCGGGCUCCCCUGUGGGGCACCCCGCGGCCACCCAGCAUGCUUCCCUGCGACGGGUCGGCCACUCCCGGCCGGAUGGUGGAAGCCUGCUGGAAAAGUCACAGUCAUUCCAGGUGGCGGGUGGCUCCCGGGAGACAUCGCCCGCCUUGCGGCCGCUGUCCGCCGAGCGCAAGCCCCCGUCCGAGAGCGACAUCGUCCAGUAUGCCCAGGACAACCUAAACCGGCACAAGCGGGGCCUGUUCCGGCGCAAGUUCUCCCUGCGAGACAUGCUCUCCUGGUCCAAGGACCCCAUCCGACAGCCCAUGAUUAUGACCACUGACAAGUCUCUUAAGCACGACGCCUGCCACCUGUUCAAGCUCAUACAGGCUUACAUGGGUGACCGCAAGUGGAAAGCCACACCCGAGCAGGUGUCUGUGGAGAUUGCCACACGCGGGUGGAGCCAGGCACCACUGCGGGACGAGCUGUACAUGCAGAUCUGCCGGCAGACGACGGACAACCCACGUGCCGAGAGCCUACUGCGUGGCUGGGAGCUCAUGGCCGUCUGCCUGGGAAUUUUCCCACCAUCGGCCACAUUUCGGCCCUACCUGGAGAGCUAUGUCCAGAGGCAUCGAGACGACAUGGCAGUCGGUGACUAUGCCGGUGCCUGCGCGCAACGCCUCGAGCGCGGUGCCCAGUGCGGACCGAAACGGGGCCUGCGGCGGCCGACGGCCGAGGAGGUGGCCCAGUCGAGGGCGCAUCUCUUUCGGCCAUCCAUGUUUGGCAGCCGGCUGGAGGAAGUGAUGGCGCUGCAGUGCGAACGUUUCCCCGACCGAUGUUUGCCCUGGGUGCAGACGACGCUGUCAGAAGCAGUGCUGCGGCUCCACGGCGCCCAGACGGAGGGCAUCUUUCGCGUGCCGGGCGACAUCGACGAGGUCAAUGCACUGAAGGUGCGACUAGACGAGUGGCAAACGGUAGACUGCACCAGCGGCAGCGACCCACACGUGCCGGCGUCGCUGCUAAAGCUGUGGUACCGAGAACUGCACGACCCUCUCAUACCCGCAGCCCUGUACCAGGAGUGCGUCGACUGCUGUGGCGAGCCUCAGGCGGUGCUGGCACUCGUCCGGCGCAUGCCGGAGCUCAACCAGCGGGUUCUCGCCUAUCUCAUCCGGUUCCUGCAGGUUUUUGCUGCCCCUGAAAAUGCUGCCCUCACCAAGAUGGACGCCAGCAACCUGGCCAUGGUGAUGGCGCCCAACUGCCUACGCUGCACGUCAGACGACCCGCGUGUAAUCUUCGACAACACUCGCAAGGAGAUGGCUUUUGUGCGAACCCUCAUUCAGACACUGGACACCAGUUUCAUGGAGGGCGUCCUAUGACCCCCGCCGACCUGUGCAGACCUUCGCUGCUCCAAGCAGCGCUGCAUCAGCCGACGGCCGGGCUAGUUCACCGUUCACAUUCUUCGUUGUGACGGGUCGCCAGUCAAAGGAAGACGAACGGCACUGAAAGCCUGAGGCAGCUCGGAGAGAAUGGUACGGAGGCCACACUUGUGAUAGAAACAGCAGUAGGAGAAGGACAGGAAUGUCUAGUAGCUAGGCCUCGCUUGACUACCGACAGUUGCCAGCGGAUGGCAGUGACUUUUCUUUUAGGUGCCGUUUUAUUUGCACAUUGACGGUGUUAGUCCUGCCUUCAGUUGGUCGAGUCUCAACAGACCAGGGUUUGAGUGUUUUGGUGACGCUUUCAGCCACUGCUAGUCUCAAAGAAACUAGCGUUGUUUCAAGCAAGUUCCCAGUACGUACUGUACUACCUAAGGUACGUUUGGCAAGUUGGUGCGCGGUAACACGCAACAGUGCGACUACGCAACUUGCCAUUGCAAUGUUACCUGUUGCUCGGAAGCAGUCUGCUGCCUUGUCUUGGGAGCUUCGCCGCCGGCUGCAAGUUGCUUUGUUAUGCGGGGUCCAUCAGUUACUGUUAAUAUUAUUAUUAUCAUUAUUAUUGUCACUCCUGCAAUGCAGUUGCAGUCAGCUGCGUCAACGUUCAUCUGCUGGCACCUUGCCCAUUCAGCGGUGACGCAGAAGAAGCGCCGCCAGCCUCCUCAGCUUUUUUCAUGCUGCUAACAUUCGUUCCUCUAAAUUUUAUGAUGCCGACGUUCUUGUUAAAUUGAGUUUCUCAAUUACCGUUGCCAGGAGGCAGUGUUUCGACCGCAAGGCAUUGCAAACCGUAACCUGUGAGGCCCGCUUCUGCUGACAUUUGGAAGAACAUAGCUAGAAUUCAGUCAGGCGCAUUGGGCUCAACGGUGUGCCUCGCAAUUUGCAGUUGCCAUGUGCCUGGCACUACUUAACAAAGAUGAGACAGCGGUGCUGCCCUGUCUGUCAGGUGCGACUGUCACGCGGCAUCUCACGCUAGAUGGCUUGCCGACACGUCACUUGUCAAUUCACCAGGCACGUGGGCAGGCCUUGUUAAUAACGCAGUUUCACCUUCCGUUACUCCAUCGUAGACGAUGUUCCAGUUGUUUUUGUUCUGCCAAUGAUGGGCUUUGAACUGUGAAAUGCCUUGCAAGAUGCCAUUCAGCCAACCAUAAGGCAGUCUAGGGCAGCAUUGAGCUUAUAGACGAACAGGAAGUUACUCCUCAUAACUGUUUUUCAUGUUGCGAUUCUCAAGCUAAGUAACUGGUAUUACGUGUAGGGUCAAGGAGCCUAUGAAACAUUACUCACUGGCUCAUUACUCUGACUUAAAUUAACUCCAUUUUCAACAUUGUAGUCCAGCAGCGUUUGUUAGGCUGUUUAAAGUUGCAUUCUCGAUACUGCCUUGGAUCGUCUGGUCAGACGUCUCGGUAUUCGACGCGACUCACGCUCACCAGGCAUCACAUGCGGACAUAGAGCCACUGGGGUGAGUCGUAGCGUUCCGCAGCAUUUAUGGUACCGGUGCGCUCGAUCGGUCAGCGGCGGGUUCCAGUAUCAAAUACCGCGGAGGCAGUCUUUACAGAUCGUCACCACAUCAUUGUUCGCUUUUUUCUGGAGUGCAGCAAGCAUCGGAUUGUGCCUACGCGGAGUUUCGUUCUGACAGGCCACUCUAUUGACUGUUCUUUAGCCUCAUUCCUGGAUGGAUUGCAGAGACGAAUGCAUUUUACAUUGUCACAGUAACACACUUGUUCAUUGGACCCUUGUAGUGCUUACAUUGUAUAUGUGUAACCGGGGCUCGUGCAAUCGCUGGGCGUGGUUUGGGCUACGUACAGCACAGUAUCCUCAUUCGCAACAUUGCCUUGUCUCUGCAGAGGCCAGUGCAUGCCUCUUCUGCACUCGCUGAGUUGUUUACAUGGCAGUGAUUGACACACGUUCAAGCCAGGACAAGUAAAUUCUUCCCCCAAGCACACUGUCCUAGAAAAGAUGUGCAUUGCAUUGUCGCCUGAAUUAUCAUUCACAUGAAAACAUGUUGUAUUUGUCUUCCAGGUUGUUUCGUGCCAGACGGCUUUGUGCAAUUUCGUUUCCUUGAAACGUUCAGUUCAGUUUCGCACUCUGUCAUUCACUGCAUAGCACUUCUGUACACCGUGGGAGCGUCAGCUUCAGCGCAGAGUUCUCAACUGGCUACUGAGCUUUAGUACAGCAUGCACGUUCAAGUCACAGAUGAUGCAGUCAGUGGUGGGUGUGCAACGAGCUAAAAAAAAUGAGCUAGGGCAACUUGAAGCGUUCAUGAAGCUUGAAGCAAAAACACGUAACACGGAUGAUGUGUACAACAAAGAUUUGGUCAGGCUGCACGCAGUUCCACAUCCCGUUCAGCCAUCAGACAACAGUAUGAGCACUGGCAGCCAUAGUUGCGUGCAAUACUCUUCUGUCGGAUGGUCCUCCAAAUUCGUCAAUGAAACACCAGAUUCCACUCCCUCAUAUUUUCUUUAACUUGCAUAGCAGUACUUAGUUUGCACCCUGACGGGUGGGCACCAAAUUGUGACACCGUGAUUUUGUGCGGCUUCGUUCAGCCUUUUUUUAGAGGGGACACCGAAAAUUAACUCUGGAAAGGUAUGCCUAAUGUAAGGAUAGUUUGAAAAACAGCUUUGCAUCAUUUCUUUAGCCCAACCCUUUUGCAAUGAACUUGGAGUUUUGUUUCAGCACGAUUUGGAUGGGGAGGUUUACCUUUGGACACAGCAAAAAUGAGUAGAAUAUGAUUGAAUGAAUUGAAUCAUUAAAUCACACAGGGCACGGUGUUCUAGUGCAGAGACCAGUCAUCACUUUUUCAGAUAUAGUUCACAGUGCAAGUGAAGUUGGCUAAAAAACUCAACAUCAACGUAAAAUUCAUUCAUCAAUACGUAUUGCUUUUAGAGAAACUGCGCUAAUGCAUUUAAAAAUCACAUUCAUCUUCAUCAUCUUGGUGGAAGAAGUCGAUGCACUUUAGCACAAACCAUUGACACUCGUUGUACUAUGCCCAUUGUCACCUGUUAUUGUUUUCUUCUUUCCAUAUCAUUAUCACUCUAUCUAUUAAAGGGAUGCCGAAGAGGUAUAAUAUAAAACUAGCCUAAACUGGAAGAUUAUGCCGUCGGUCUACCGUGGGCUCCUUUGGGCCUUGUGGUUACAGUAGCACAGUGCCCUCGAAUUGAAGUGCUUCACUUUGAAAGUGAAGCAAUGCGCACACUUUCGUUUUUGGGCCGCUGCAGUGUUCUACUGGUUAUAGUGCCCGACUGCUGGCACAAAGGUCGCGCGAUUGAAUUCUGGCCAUGGGAGCCACGCUACGAUGGAGGCGAAAUGCUGGAGGUCCGUGUGCUUAGAUUUGGGUGCACAUUAAAAAACCCCAGGUGGUCGAUUUUCUGGACCUCUCCACUACGGUGUGCCUCAUGAUGUCAUGGUUUCGGGACAUAAAUACCCCAACAAUCAUUUUAAUUUACACCAUCUUUAGUUCAUGGCCUAUCCGUGCGAUUUACACUCAAACCUCAACAAAGUUGCAUCUUACAAGAAAGUUCGUUAUAUCUGAAAGUUUGCAAUAAAAGUUAUUCCUAACACUGUAGCGAUUGCAAGACUAUUUUUCAGUAAACUCAGCUUCAAAAAUUGGUGUCGGUAUGUUGGGUUCCAUCGAGAACUACCAGAUUGUCUGACGGGUCUCGGCAGUCGAAGUGGCCACCUUUCAAACACCUCACACAUUGCGUUGGCCGGCACGUCAUUGCUUAGUUUCUCACACACGCUAGCAAAGCAGUUUCUUCAUCCAAUUCAUAACUCUUUCGUCCCGGUUUUACACUUUCCCGGUUUUUUGCGUCCAUAUUGACGCGCGUCUCACGCACACCUUCGUCCCCGCACAUUUUUUAUUAUGUUGUACCAUCUUAUUUGUUGUUCAUGUUCUUAGCUGAUGAGGCCUUUUACAGUGCCCUUUUUCUUGUUUUGUCAUUGCUUACUUUUAUUAUGUGUCUAUUCAUUGUUGCAAGACAUGGAUGCUUGAUUUUUUUUUUCUGCUCGCUUUUAUAACAGACAGUUGUUCACUUCUUUUAUUAACGUUGGGCAACGAAGCAUUUUAUUUCCAUGCUUGAUCAACCUUUCUUGUACGGUUUCAUCAAAGUUUAUGAUGCUGCCUGUUUUGUCAUUGUUCAUGUUUUAAAAAUUGGUGCUUGUACAUAGCUGAGUCAUUUUCCCUGUCUUGUAAGAGACAGCAAUCUGGCUUUGAAGCUUAGUCUGGUUUGAAACUGCCAUUUUGUUUGUUUGUUUGCUUACAUGUCGUAGCCUUGGUUCUGUUUUAUGCUCCUUUGUGUGUGAUGAAAAUGUAUGGCAAGCUGAACUUUUUGGCGUGUGGUUCAGCUGUGAUGCCAUCUAUUUGGGUCAAUAGGGCCUGGGUACUAAUACAGUCAACUUGCCAUAAUUCGAAACUUCAAUUAGUCAGAACUCUCGCUGUUUUAAGCCAGCAUGAAAAUUCCAAUUUGACCCUUUCAACACAGCUUAAGUGAGCACUUCUCAAAGCACAGUGGUGCUGCAGGAAAUUACUAAUUAAAGAAUGCACAUGAAGAGCAAUUAGUAGAAUGUGUCCGCGUUUGGUGUUCCAAAUUCUCUAUGCAUAGGAAGGAAAUUCUCUGUGCAUGGGAAGGCAAUCGGGUGCAAUACAGUGCAGGUAAUACUGUUCCACGCUAUUGGUGUUUUUCUGCAAAGCCAAAAUAGUUUUUUCGUUUGUUUGGUUUCUUCAAUCUGUGGGCCUGAAUAUAUGUUAAUUAAGAAAUUCGAUACUUGCACGUCAUGGCCCCCACAUUGUACAACUGCUCAAUAAUUGCAAAUCAGAGAUGUGUGAAUGUCUUUGCUUGACACAAGUUGACUGUGCAUGAAUUUAAGUGCCCAAACACAAGCAAUGUGCCCCCUGCUUUGAGUGCAGAAGGGAUGUUGCACACUAAUGCCUGUUCACUUGACUGGCUACUUCAAGCUUCUUCUUAAUAUCGUUAACACUAGCGGUGUAGCAUUGGUAUAUGGUGCUCUCCCAUAAUGUUCAUGUUACACAUGUUCCGGGGGUUUAGUAUACAACUUUCUGCAUCAAUAGCUUGAAGAACUGCCCCGGAUCAUUGGAAUCUCCCUCCCCCCUUAAUUUGCAUGUGUAGUUCAAAUGUGAGUAAUUUUACAUAAUUUUACUCAUUUGCAAUUCAACAUUCUUAAAAAUGUUCUUUUAAGGGCUGUGGGCUGAGCCAUUCAGUUUGGCACCAAAGGUGUUGAUUGCAAAGUUUAUUUCAUUUCCAAAAUUUGAUAGACGGAGAAUGCGACUCCUGCCUGCAAGUUCACACUUACUCCGUAGGGCUUAUUUUGUAAUCACCACCUGUGUUCAACCCACUGCGAUCGUUGGACAAGACAAGUCUAUAUGACACAUCUGAGGCACAGAAAAAUCGUGGCUGACAAGGCCUUGCUUUUCCAUUAUAAAGUUCAGCUUUCAGCAUGCAGUGAAUAGUGUCUAUUGCCUGGUGGGAAUGCUCUUAUUAUCCAUGCGUCCCAAAGGUAGAUUGGGUUCAGUCAAGAAUAACCAAAGUUCCGUAAUUCAGAUGUCUAUGUUAUACUUGAAAACAGAGCAGGCUUUUUGUGAGGAGGCCUGUUAUUUGAGCUUACUUCUUGUUGAUGGUUACCUUGACUUCAGCUUAAGUGACAGUGCGCGUUGUCUUGCCCCAUAAAAAUAUUAACUCACAUGAUGAACGAUAAGAUAUCCCGGCUUCGGACAGUGUGCAACACUGUCUCCCCAUUUUCGUGGCAAUAGUUUUCCAUCGGCAAAUAGCGCUUGGUGAUUAAGAAAGUUGCCUCUAUGUUUCGGUAUUCUAAUCACACGUAUAUAAACGUGUGAAACGCUGCAUUUGGAAUCAAGGUGUUGUUCUUAUCUUUUAUUUUCUAUUCUAUGGAGAACUGGGUCAGUAAUGAUUGCUUCGAGCUGUGACACAUCGGUGCACUGUUUGCCACAUCGUGUGUCGCAGUGCGGUUGUGCAGUGUGACUGCCCUAACCGUCACUUUCAUUGUCAGACCUGUUGCUGACAGCUAUAUCUCUUCCUGCAAACUUUCUAUCAUUUCACGCUCCUUCUCGACACUGGGAAGUGACUGCUGUCACUUUAUGAAAGUGCUCUGCUGUAUUUGGCUAAUGCUCCUAAACAACACUAAUAAUGAUGAGUUGGCUAUCAAACACACUACCGCAGUGUAGCACUUGGUACACACUGGAAGUAUAUCAAAGCAAAUGGGAGUAUUGGGGCAUCUUUCUGCUGUCACAAUAAUGAUGGCCACCUGGAAUGCUUGCGUUUCUCUAAGUGCUCGCUUCUUUCCUGCCAAAAGUGCAUGGCAGACAGACACCCAAAUGACACACCUCCUUGGUGUAACAGUGUGCUUCACUCUAAUGAUGCACCUUCACUGAGAAGUUGCUUGAAAAACAAUCCUUCAUAUUUCCACAGCUGAGAGUUGUCAGAAGCUACACAGGAACAGAGUUGUGGAUUGCAAACCACUGAGGCACUAGUUUUGAAGAGACUGACGACUGGCUUUGCUCGACUUGCGGCACAACGAAAAAGCUCCCCCUCGAUAGCAGUUAAGCCUGCAGCGGUUAAUUCCAAGAACACGCAGAUAUUUCACAAAAAGUUUUCUAUAUGAGAAGCCACCAAAAAAAACUUGAGGGCCUUCUCUGGUGACGCUGACCAUCGAUAGCAAUUCCAGCAAACCCCCUGGCAAACUUUUCAUUACGCUCAACGUUCUACUUUCACAGAAGUCGGUACUGCUGUGUUUAACAAGCUUCGUUCUGCCACUUUUAUUUUUUUUUAAUGUUACUGCUAGUAGAUUAAGUUCUUCGAAUGCUCGUUGUCAAAUACUUCUCCAAGUUGUUCACAGUUGCCACAACUUUCAUGCGGCCCGUGGUUUCUGCUAUUAGCUUCAUUCCGAGAGACGAUCAUGAAGGCCACAUGCUGCCAUUCAUGAUCGUACGCCAAGCAAAGGUGGAGCCACUGUUUUGCUCGCUACAAACAAAAGCGUAUCGGCGCAUUCCAGGUUAGAAAAGAGUAUAACCAAAAAGUGUGCCGUAUUUCAACACCGAUAUAAAGAGCAUUAACCGUGUGCAUCCAUAAAAAGGUCAGGUGAUCGCCAUCAUACGCAUGUGCACUUCUUUGCCGAGUUAGGUGCCACGACCAACUUUAGUGAUGAAAUAAAAAUAUAAAUCCACGUCCAAUGAGAAGAACAGGGCUCGUUUUAGUCAACAUGACAUACAAGCUUUCCAUUAAUGGGGUUAGAUAAAUUCGACGUCUAAGCGGUUGUCUGCCCCUUUAAGCCCGCUGAUUAUUGCAGUUUUGUGGUGCUGUCCGCAACUCUUUAGAGAUGCUGUGUCUAAUGAAGUAACAUUCAGGAAGUUAGCUCCCUACCCACACUGCUAUAUUUGCUUGGGAAAACAUUGUGUUUGCUUGUCGGAGUUGCUGCGCCGGAUCGGCUUGAAGCCCACGAUACAAAGUUGUGGGCAUGUGCGACGCUGCCCGACUGUUCUUGCCCUACAAUGCCUGUACGGCUAUGCUUGUACAAUUGUGCACGAUUCGCAACGUGCACCUGAAGCUAUUAUUAAACGGGGUUGUGUAAGCGGAAAUCUGUUUACGUCACCCGCUGUCACCACUGAUUGAAGAACUUCCUUUUCUUGCAUGUUGCCAGAACCACUAUUGUCUUUCGUUUCUUCAAAAGUGAGCAUGGUUCGCUCAACGCACAGUUGUCGUGAUGCUUGCUCAAUUGUUGUCGCCUGUGUUGAUGGUACAGGACAAUACUUUGAAAGGUUCCAGCUAUGCACGAUGGCAGGUCAACAUCCCUUAUCGUGGUGGUCAGCACUGGAAGCAAAAACAUCUAGCUGUGCCGCUUAAAACCGCAGUGUCAAAAGUGUGCUGCACCUUUGAAGAAACAUUGCACAGGCCAAAAAUCUAUAUAGUGCCAUGGCAUAUUACGUUUCCAGUGAUGUGACUGUAGUAAUAUGGAGCAUUCUGUGUUGCCAACUCUGUGUAGCGCAGGAGAGGCUGGUGGCAUGUGUUGGCUCUGUGUUUCAAAGAAUUAAGAGAGCGGUGUUUACUAACACUGCCACAGAACAUUCGUUCACGCGGCAUCGCUUAAUCGAAAACUAGCAGCAGAAAAGCCCCGGCUCUCUGUUCCCACGGGACGAUGCGAAUGCAUAGCUUUUGCAAGGCUGUGUAGAGUUGGCAAUAAGGGAGUGCUGUGGGCAACAACACUUAGGCCAAUGUAGUUAGUACAUUUAAUUGUAUUCUAUUUUCUAUCUAACUUGAUUGUCGGCAAGUUGCCGUAUUUUUUUAAGCUGUGGUUUCCCUGAGCGUUCUGUGCAUGCUGCCCUUGAACAUGAGCUGUGAAUGUAUUUUUUCUUAUGUGUGCUAGCCAACUCUUAAAGCAUCACUGAGAAGUUGGAACGGUCAUAGAAUAAGUCUGACGAACUCUUCCCAACACCUUUGUACUCGUGUAUAAUUCAGGACCUUUUGCACUGCAAGUGGAGAGAAAACUUUUGCAAGACUUGCUAGACCGUUACCGGUUCGGAUCAUUGUAUGCCGCAUCGAACAACACAAUACCAGAUGCGUCUCUCUGCAUCUCGGCUGUCAUCUACGCUUUUUUCCUUGCUUCUCAUGUUUGAUCUUUGUUGUGAUCGGCAAUGAGUGUUUUGCGAGCAAGGAUGUAUGUUGAAAGACGGUCACGCAGAAGCGUUGUCUCGUUUGUUGAAAGUGGCGUGUUGCAAUUGUGUCGCCGCAUCUGCCUGCUUGUUUAGCAUAGCAUUAUGCGUAGUGUUUUGCGGGAACUUGUCCUCCUCUGCUGCCUUGCUCAUUCAGCAGCAGUGAUGUGCAAGAAUGCGCAGGUUUCAUGUGCUAGAAAGAACUCUUGGGCCAGUGUCAGCAGCUAGGUGCAUAAAUUUAUUUUGUUGCGUCUACCUACCAACUGUAUGUUGCUGUAUGUGCUAUGCUGCCAGAUUUGACUCGGUUUAACUGCUGGUAGUCAUACAAGCAGCUAAAAAAAAAGGCGGAUUAGAGGAAUUAGCAAAUGUGUACAGUCUGGGGAUGAAGCUGCAAAAUGUUUAGUGCAGACGUGCUAUGCGUAUAUUCUUAUUUUGUGCCCCUGUGUUCGUUAAUGUCUACAAAAGUUUUUUUUUGUUGUACCAUAACUGCAUUUUGCUUCAGUUUCAAACUGCGUACUGCUCUUCUCACUGCCUUGUUGGUGGUCAUACCCGGCAGCGAGUGAGGGAAAGGCGUUUUCUCCAACACUCGGUCGUCGGGAUUCAGAGAAUUUGCGGACAAGCGUUGCCUGCGAGCACCAAGGCUGCACGUUGCUGCUUUCCUUAGCAAACGGGGGAAAUUGUUUCGUUCAGUCAGCAGGCCAGGCGUACUUGCGGUGUGCUCGCUGAAAAUGUAUGGAAGCUUGGCACCGACAAUUGGACAGUGUAGCUCACAGCAGCGACGUGGCGGCCCGAUCACUUAGUGAACAAAUUCUCUGCCCUUCCCCGCCCCUCCCCUUCGAGUUAAGUUCUAGUCUCGUUGCGUUUCACGCGUGCUUUUUUUUUCUUUUCGACGGUGUACUGAUUUCUUCUAUUUGCACUUUCGCGAGAGUAAAGAAGGGGUCUUUUCAUUGCGCGGCAUUGUCGUUUCGAUUGUACACACGCUGUUAUUAUAUAGAGAAAGAGAGAGCCUGCUUAAAUACUCUGGCGAUUCAUCAAUGAUGUAUGUAUUUAUUCCACGACGAAAAUAAAAUGUACAGUCUGUUUUAGUGACAAUAAAGAGAGUCUGCAAAGCAA